Danaus chrysippus (African queen) is the source of this 447-nucleotide messenger RNA. NCBI's taxonomy places the organism in Eukaryota, Metazoa, Arthropoda, Insecta, Lepidoptera, Nymphalidae. The record is from the annotation of a GenBank genome assembly.
AUGUUUUUGAAAUUAAUAUAUUUAUUAUUAAUUUGCGUGAUGCCUUCCGUGUACUGUGUAAGAUGCUAUCAAUGUUCCUCGUCGCAAAAUUUGUUAGAAGAUACAUGUGGUGCCUAUAAGAAGUUUAAUACGGAAAGCCAUAUAGCAGUAGAGUGUAACAGUGAUGAAUCUCAUGUGCCUGGUUACUUCUGUAUGAAAUUAACACAACAGGGACCAAAAGGAUUUAUAUGGGACGGUAGAUGGCGGCAAGUUGUUAGACGUUGUGCAUCCGUUGCUGAGACAGGGGUAACGGGGGUUUGUAACUGGGGUGUUUACGACAACGGAGUAUAUUGGGAGGAGUGUUAUUGUUCAACCGAUGAAUGUAACGACUCGUCUUCCGUACAUGUCUCUGUUGCUUUAGUUUUAAGCACCAUUGUUAUAGUACUGUUUGGUAAUUAUAUAUUUUGA